Messenger RNA from Morus notabilis, 617 nucleotides. Its product is annotated as E3 ubiquitin-protein ligase CHIP. Bases 237 to 581 code for a protein of 114 amino acids. The record is from RefSeq and is a predicted model, not a curated record. Gene Ontology annotation, molecular function: ubiquitin protein ligase activity; protein-folding chaperone binding. Gene Ontology annotation, biological process: proteasome-mediated ubiquitin-dependent protein catabolic process; positive regulation of proteolysis; protein polyubiquitination. NCBI's taxonomy places the organism in Eukaryota, Viridiplantae, Streptophyta, Magnoliopsida, Rosales, Moraceae. Gene Ontology annotation, cellular component: cytoplasm. The transcript has 5 exons.
AAGAGGAAAAAAAAAGAACAGUGCGUCGAGGAAAGUACGGGGGGUUUUCUGAUUUUCUUCUUCUCCUCCAAAUUCCCAUUAUUUAUCGUAGUUUUCUUCGUUUCAUCUGGAAAGUUCCUGAAUUUUCCGCUGCGUUCUGGAAUAUUGCGUAUUUUGGUUUGUUUGCUGAAGAAUUUUCUUCCAGUUUUCCCUUUUUCUUGAAGAGGAUCGUUUUUGGAAGGAAUCGGAGAGCGACAAUGGCGCCGAGCGUGGCCUUGUCGUGGCAAGAACAGGCGGAGCAACUCAGAAAGGACGGAAACCAUUACUUCAAGAAAGAUCGUUUCCGAGCCGCCAUAGAGGCUUACACGGAGGCAAUUACGCUUUGCCCUAAUGUUCCUGUGUAUUUUACGAAUCGUGCUCGAUGCCAUCUCAAGCGGAAUGAUUGGACAAAAGUAGAAGAAGAUUGUCGAAAAGCUAUUCGGCUCGAUCAUAAUUCUGUGAAGGGCCAUUAUAUGUUGGGACUUGCAUUACUACAAAGGGAAGAAUAUGCGGGAGGAAUUAAGGAGUUGGAGAAGGCCUCCUGUUACGUUAGUCUAUUCUAGGAGAAAGGGGCGUGGGGCAAUUGUUCAAGACAAGGG